AUGAAUGAAAAUGGACAAAGAAACUUCUUCGUAGAAAUAUAUAGUUGCAAGUCAACUAUUAGAGACGUAAAGGCCGGAGUCGCCCAAGGAGAAGCACACAUAAGCAGACUUUACGUGUACUACCAGAAGUGGGGAAUACGGAUAAAUACCUCCAAAUCGGAACUGGUAAGCUUCCGGAGGCCCGUCACCAACAACAGCCGCUGUAGAUCGGCGGCAGUGGCUCGAAACCUUGUUCUGACGUUCCCGGAUGGAUCAAGGAUUAGAGCCAAGAAGAACGCCAAAUACCUGGAAAUACACUUCAAUGAUCUGUUGUGCUUCAACCCACACUCUAAGGCUGUGAUAACGAAAGCAAACAUCGCACUCUAUCGAGUUCAUCCUCUCUUGAAGAAGAAAACUGGAUUAAGUAAACCAACAAAAUUGUUGAUAUACAAACAACUGCUAAGACCGGUUAUCACCUACAGUUUUCCGAUAUGGUUCACCAUAUCAAAAAAUGCAAUGGAAAAAUUUAAAGUCUUCGAGAAGAAGAUACUAAGGAUAUGCACUAAUCUACAAUUCGACCGUAAACGACCAAAGCACUAUAGCAAUCGUAGAGUCUACGAAGAAGCUGAAAUCAAGCCACUCGACCAGUUCCUUGCACAGGCAGCAAGUAAGAUAAUCACCAAAGUCGCUAGCCACCCUAAUCAAUUAAUGAGAAGGAUGACCAAUUAG
Molecule: messenger RNA, 708 nt
Organism: Eupeodes corollae
Lineage: Eukaryota; Metazoa; Arthropoda; Insecta; Diptera; Syrphidae
Exons: 2
Coding region: 1-708 (235 amino acids)
Source: RefSeq, a predicted model, not a curated record